Messenger RNA from Erigeron canadensis, 2004 nucleotides. RefSeq names its product TMV resistance protein N-like. NCBI's taxonomy places the organism in Eukaryota, Viridiplantae, Streptophyta, Magnoliopsida, Asterales, Asteraceae. The transcript has 3 exons. The record is from RefSeq and is a predicted model, not a curated record. The coding region runs from base 52 to 1797 and encodes 581 amino acids.
CGAUACGUUUGUCAUGAUUAUUCACCAUGCUUUAUUAAGCUUGUUUCAAACAUGAAGAAACUAAGAUUCCUUGAAGUGAACUACUCGAGUAGCUAUUACGAAGGCAGCUACGAUGAAGGGCUUGCUUUUCUUUCAAAUGAGCUGAGAUAUAUUGAAUUACCUUGGUACAGUGCAAGUCCGUUCCUUGAAAGUUUUAAAGCAACAAAACUUGUUGUUUUAAAGCUGUAUGGGAGCUUGCAAAAGGAACUUUGGAAGGGCUGCAAGCAUUUGCCGUGUUUGAAAGAGCUUCAACUCAGUAAUGCGGAUUAUCUAGAAAGAACGCCUGAUUUUGGUGGACUCCCAUGUCUUCAAAAGCUCACACUCUAUGGCUGUGACAGUUUAAAAGAAAUUGAUCCAUCACUUGGAAAUCAUUCAAGACUUGCUUACAUAUCUAUAGGUAAUUGUGACAAGCUUACAAGAUUUCCGACCAUUGUUUGGAUGGAAAAGCUGGAAAGACUUAAAAUUUCAUAUUGCGAUUCACUAUGUGAGUUCCCAGAGAUUGAAGCAAAGAUGGAUAGCUUGGUAGAGUUAUGUUUAACAGAUGUUGGGAUAGAAGUUCUCCCCUCAUCAGUCGGAAGAUGUUGUACCAACCUUAUUUCGCUGCAGUUGAUCAAUUGUUCAAAUUUGAAGUGCAUAGAAGGAAACUUUCGUGCAUUAAAACAUCUGCAGAAGUUUGAAUUAGCUAGUUCCACAAAAUUUGUUUGGGUUCCAAAAGAUUUGUUCUAUGAAAAUUGUUGUUUAGAGAAUCUUUUCUGGUACGUGACGUUGUGCGUGUUUGAUGGUGUACAAUCUAGUCUUCCUCACUUGCCACGUUUGUUAAAAAAGUUGAAUCUCAAUGGACACAGACUAAAAGAUGGAGAAAUACCAUGUGAGAUUGGUGAGUUAUCCAACUUACAAGAGCUACAUCUAUGUCAAAAUGAUUUUUCACGAUUAGAUUUCAGCCUCUUCCAACUUACAAAGCUCAAACUUCUCGAUCUGAGUGGUUGCCACAAACUUCUUGAAUUGCCUGAGCUUCCAACAAAUCUGUCAAUUCUCCAAGCUAUCAACUGUGACUCCCUUGAAGCCAUUAGAGAUGAUGUUCAUAGAAACUGUGAAUGGUUAUGUCAAGUCUCAAUUACUAUACAAUCAGAAGAUGGGCUUUGCAACAUCCUUGGUAGUGAGAGAUUACUAAAAACCAUGCUCCAGGGAAAGGCUCAGGCUCUGAUCAUGGAGCUAAAUGGGUUAGAGGUUCCACAGAGGUUUAAACCUUGUCUUGCCAAAGGGAGGAGAUGUAGAUUGAGACUUCCCGAGAAUUGGUUCAAUGAAUUUUCUGGAUUCUUAUUCUGCUAUGUUUCAAAGGAACACUUCUGGUAUGAUUCUGUAACAAUAACAAUGGGGCAGGAGGAGGAGAAGCAACAGAUGCAGAUGGAAACGGGGUGUCAUCAAGAUGAGCAAGUGUUUUGGAUGAACGAAAGUGCUGAUAGCCAUACAUGGAUGGGGUAUGUUUCGUUUGAGUCAUUCAGAGGCACCACUUGGUGGGAAAAAACUGUCAAAACAUCCACUGCCAUUGAUGUUUCCAUCGACGCGCCUUUUUCUUGGGAUAAUUCACUUAUAAGUGGGUUUGGAGCUAGACUCGUUUUCAAAAAGAAUCAGAUGGAGAAAACUAUUACAAGAAGCAAUCAUUCCUAUGAAGAUGAUGAUUAUAGAUGUAAGUUUAAUAUCCUCCGUGAUUCAAGGUCUCUUUUUGAGUGUAGCUUUAUCCAAAAUAGUAGUAUAUGAAAAUUUUAAUAUGGGAAACAUCAGUGGUUGGAAUUCAUGCCUCUGAAAACAGAGAUCAUGGGUUCGAUCCUUAUGCCCAACAAGGCUGGAGGUCCUUUUCUACCUAUGGUAGAACUUGGAAGGAGCCUCUCUACCUUUGGUAGGGGUAAGACUGUCUACAUAUCAACUUCCACCUUUAAAAAAACGACAUAUGUUCCUUGCUAAUGA